Ctenopharyngodon idella (grass carp) is the source of this 2892-nucleotide messenger RNA. RefSeq lists its product as uncharacterized. NCBI's taxonomy places the organism in Eukaryota, Metazoa, Chordata, Actinopteri, Cypriniformes, Xenocyprididae. Bases 102 to 2759 code for a protein of 885 amino acids. The transcript has 3 exons. The record is from RefSeq and is a predicted model, not a curated record.
UUACAGUUGACACUUACGAGCUGCUUCUGAAGCCAGAUGCUUAUUUGACAGAGAACAGUCAGACGGCUCCAUCUCCACUUACAGCAAGAGUCUGUACAAUAAUGGACAAAAACGCAGAGGUGAUAGUAUGUGGCUCCUUUAUGAAGGAUGUCUGGGAAAUCAGACUGAGGGAGUAUCGACAGAAACGACAGCUGGAAGAGGAGCGGAUACGGAAGAGCGCUCUGGAAAGAAUCAAUCAAGAUUGGCAGGCGCGCAUGUCCUCCAUGAGAAAAACCCCUAAAAGGCUGGAGAGAAAAGCAAAGCUUCCUGAAGAAUCAACUCUUGAUGCACACAAGGCUAAAAAGACGCACCUGGGAAGGCCACAAGGUUUCCAGAGCAGUCGGAUUCAGAGGCAGGCGGACCUGACGAAAACUACAAAAUCCAACAAACUGGCCCUGUUACGUCAUCUCAAUGAAAGCUGCCCGGGAUUGAUGGUGUGGUCAAAGUCUUGGAAGUUCUCGCAGCCUUUGCCACAACCUGUAGAAAGUCCCAGUGCAUUCGACUGGGGACAGUCAUGGAAGUUUCUCAAUCUUCAGCCAAACACUGACGGUAAACCCUGGUUUGAUCUUGGGUUUGACACCAACAACAAUAUGAGCUCCAAUGACAUGCUUCUGUGGGAGAAGCUCAGCAAAGCAUUAGACUCCGAGCACAUUCAACAAGACCUGGCCAGUACAGAAUGGGAGAAGUCUUGGAUAUUCAAUCAGAAAGGAAAAGAGUCUCAUGAAGGUACAAAUAAAAGUGAUAGCAACAAAUUUGACAACCUGUGGGGGGAUCAGAAUCAGGAAAGUGCAUCAGACUGGCAUGAAUCCUGGAAGACAAUGAAGCCUGUAAAAGGAGAAGAUAUCAUGCCGGAUUCAAUUCCGCCCUCAGCUAAUGAGGAAACACAACCUGAAUUACCAUGGGAUAAUUCAUGGAUGUACUUUAAGAAGCAGCUUCACAUUAAGUCAAAAACAGGUAAUAACCUAGGAUGGAGUGAAUCUUGGAGGGUUGCAAAAGCCAUAUCAGAACAGAAGACGAAAUCAAUCGAAUCUCAAGUGGUAGUGCCCAAGGAACUGCAUCCUGACAUCUGCAACAUGAUAAUGAAUGUGUCAAGAGAGAAGAAGCACACAAUUCAGUUCAGUGGGAGGGAUGCACCACUGUCUGAUUGGGAAAAAUCAUGGGCGACCAUAAAAAAUCUGUCGGAGUAUAAAGAAGAGAUAAAUAAAGCUGAAUGUAGGGAGGUGGAAGUGAAGGUUGAGACACCGAAACCAGACCAUUUCAACCAACAAAGUGAACGUGUGAAAUUCAACGUAUUUGCUUUGCCAAAAAUCCAAAAGCGGCGGGAGAUGCUUCAGUUCUCAGAGCAAAUGGACUGGAAGGAAUCUUGGAAGAUGCUGAAACGCCAGCGAAGAGACGAAAGAGCAUUAAGGAACCUGAGAUGCCCACUUUCACAAUUAUCCUCCACAUCACAAACUCUCACCGAAUGGGCCAAUUCUUGGAGGUUCACAAACUUAACACUCAACCAAGACAGCGGUUUAUGGCAGCAGGGUUGGUCCGCCAAUACUCAACCCAGACCUGUUAGAAGAGUGCUAGAAAAUGAGGAUUUCCCACAUAAUGGACCAGCAGGGGUUCGUGCCUGGUCUGAGUCCUGGAGGUCUACGAGACGUCAGCAUCUUCUGGAAAGACAAGGGCAAGGUGCAUCAACCCAGCCAGUGCGCCAACAUACAUACGCAAGAUCUGUGGCAGACUGGGAACAGUCAUGGAAAUCAUCAACUCAUCAGCGCAAUCACGAUAGACCCUCUGUGACCGAGUGGACGGAUUCUUGGAGGUUCUCCAGCUUGGAGGAUUUCGAACCUGAACAUACUUGGCUUGAGAAAUCAAUGGAAAUCAAAGGCAGAAAGAAACUUUGCAGAGCAUCGAAUGCAUUUAGCAGAUCGAUAAAUUCUCAGACAUUCAAAGAACGACUUCCCUCGAAAGAGUGGAAUGACUCAUGGAGGGUUAAGAAGAGGUCUGAUGGACGUGCACAUCUCAUAAAAAAAGAAGUGCUAGACUGGGAUAAUUCUUGGAUGUUUACUAGCACAGAGUUGUAUCAAAGACAAGGUGAAUGUUAUUUGAAUUUCCAGCUAACGUCUGAUGUCAGUAGCCUCAAAUCCAUCCAGAUUGAGAGCAGGUCAGAGUGGGGUCGAUCAUGGAAGAUGUCAAACCCACAACCACCGAAGAACAUCGCCUCAUGGGUUGAUGCAAAGCCAAAAUCAUUCAGUGCACAAGACGUGAUCCUUUGGUCAAAACUCAAACCCAUCAAUUAUUUACCUUCUGCUUUGGUCAAAGACUUGAAGCUGAAAAUCUGGAGCAACUCCUGGAGAUUCAUGAAGACAGAGUCAAAGCACAGGAAAAGCUCUGCUUCGGCUGAGGAUGAGUCUGUGAUAAUGACAACGAAAAGAAAGCACAUGUACUCAAACAUAGAUCAGCAGAAACCACAACAGAAGAGAUGGAGCGAUGCAUGUAAAAUAGCAAAGACGCAACCACGACUAAAGCGUAAUGUUAGAUCUGGCAAGGAGGAAGAUGAAGAUGGAAAAGAAAUGUUUACAGAAUGGAUAGAAUCUUGGAAAUUCUCAAAUAAUUUAAAAAGCAAUGAGCCUGCAAUGGUGUCUGUAUCUCUGAACGACUGGAAAAACUCCUGGAAGUUUCUGCUUGAUCCGUAUGUGCCAAUGAACGGCCCCAAAACAAGCAAAAGUCGGUAAGGAUUAAAGACUUUUCAGGUCAGGUUUCAAGAGUUCAAGUGUGCGUCUUUAAAGAAAUCAAUUAAAAUACAUGACGAAUUGUUUUUAAAACUUCUACAGAUUCAACCCACAAUAAAGUUGUGUAGCGUGUGAA